This is a messenger RNA of Cutaneotrichosporon oleaginosum, 336 nucleotides long. RefSeq lists its product as uncharacterized. The record is from RefSeq and is a predicted model, not a curated record. Lineage: Eukaryota; Fungi; Basidiomycota; Tremellomycetes; Trichosporonales; Trichosporonaceae.
AUGUCCGUCCGCGCUCGACUGCUUCUCCGCCCGGCGCUGCGCCUGAUGCCUGCGCGUCUCGCCCUCGCCCAGCCCCCGCUCCAGAGCAAUCAACAUUUCCUCACCUGUUCUCCCCUACACGCCUCGAGUGUCUCGCGCUUGCCGCGGAAGUCGCCCCUCGACACAGGUCACAAAGAUCUUCUUGCGCACGGCGAAGUGCAGAUGAAGACCGCGAUCCAGCCCUUUGACAGCUGGCGCAUGAUGGCUGCGAAGGUGUUUGGAAUUGCUGGCGCCUACGUCUUCCUCGCCGGGCUCGCGGCUGGGGUGUGUUACGUCGGAGUCGUAUUGUGGCCGUGA